Colletotrichum karsti is the source of this 231-nucleotide messenger RNA. RefSeq lists its product as uncharacterized. The coding region runs from base 1 to 231 and encodes 76 amino acids. Lineage: Eukaryota; Fungi; Ascomycota; Sordariomycetes; Glomerellales; Glomerellaceae. The record is from RefSeq and is a predicted model, not a curated record. The transcript has 2 exons.
AUGUCAAGCAGAACCAACAUCUCAGCCGGCACCACUAGUGGAGAGAGAAACACAACCAUCAACGAAGUGCCUACGGUUAUGCUUGACGAGUACCUCGCCAACCCUCCGACCGUCACCGAGAUCAUCGCGAACGGAAAGCCGAGAAAACACAAGGCGAAGCAGACGGAGCGUGAGCUCAAGGAAUGGGAGAAGGCCUGGGAGAAGAUGGGAUCUUCUAAGAAGCACCGAUGA